Purpureocillium takamizusanense is the source of this 2742-nucleotide messenger RNA. It is a transcript of the gene MAK10, whose product is annotated as N-alpha-acetyltransferase, non-catalitic subunit, variant 3. Gene Ontology annotation, biological process: N-terminal peptidyl-methionine acetylation. The record is from RefSeq and is a predicted model, not a curated record. Gene Ontology annotation, cellular component: NatC complex. The transcript has 5 exons. Lineage: Eukaryota; Fungi; Ascomycota; Sordariomycetes; Hypocreales; Ophiocordycipitaceae. The coding region runs from base 740 to 2680 and encodes 646 amino acids.
CUCGGCGCCAGUAGAAAAUUGCGCAGAACGCGAACGAUGCAAUCGACGUCGUUGACGCCGAUGGCGGCGUUAACUCGUCUUGCCGCAGUCUUAGGCGAAAGCCCCUCUGUGACAGUCACCUCAUUACAGCGCCCGCGCUUGGCCACUCACUCACCAACUCCAACCGCCAACCAAACACCUCGCCAUCGUCCUCCCGUCUCGCCCGCCGCCACCCAUGGGGGGAUUAUUAUAGCAGCACGUCCAUCGAAAUGGCCGAAUAUGGUAUAGGUGCAGCGGACGGUGAGUUUGCGGAUCCCGCCGCCGCCGCCGCCGCCGCCAAAGUUCCCCCCUCGGUCUGACACGCCUGCAGAAAUCGCGAGGCUCUCGCUGGGGCAGCAGGAUGCUGCUGAACCGGAGCCGGCCCCGCCGCCCAACAUCACGAGCCCCGGCAUAGUCGCCGUCGACAUAACGCACAAGUUUGCGCAGGCUGCCAAAACACUGGCGCCCGGAGAGCUAGUCAAAGAUGGCUUCUUUACGCUUUUCGAGUCGGUCUCUGCCCUCGAGAUUAUGGAUCCAAAGAUGGACAGUGGUUGUGUCAAGCCUGGGGAUGAGUUCGAGGAGCUGUUCGACGUAUCACGUGCCCUGGACGCUCAGGAGGUUCUCGGUGUCAUGGACCAGCUGCUUUGCCAUGAGGUUGGCUCUCUCACUCUCUCACUACCUCUUGAAGCUUACAUGAUCGCUCGUCUCACACUUGGUUCAGAUGUCCUGGCACUUGGGGUACCCUCUGGCGCAGACAAUCCUCACCAGCGUUUACGUCGAGGCUCUUCUGAUGCCCGUACCCUCAUCGAUAGAGCAGGCUUACUUUGUCCGACGUGGAAAUCUUGAUGCCAACCGACACCCGAUGCUCUUGGUUCUACGGGCGUAUUGUCUGGGCAUGCUCAAAGUCUGCAGCUACGUCAACGAGCGCAUCAAGUCGGAGCACUUUUACGAGGAAGAAGAUUUUGUCACAAACACGUACCAUCGCACGUUGCUCACAAACAUACCCACCAGUGACGUUCUGUUGACGCUCGCUGAAGCAAAGGCUGUUGUUGCCUCACAGCGUGGCUUAAUUGAUGAGGAGCUGGUUGACGCUCUCACGAGCCGCUUGGAGCUGCGGUGGCUAUUUCUGGAGGCAGUAGAAUGCCCUCAGUAUGUCAAAGAUGCAAAUAAGGCCCGACGUCUCUGGGAAGAGGCACAAGCUGUAUUACCAAGCAUAAACGCGACACACGCCCUGUCCAAGCCGGUGGACGAGGCCUUCAGCGCAAAGCUUCAGCGCAAGCUCGCGAGCACGAUGCCUCCACGACCGAUAGUCGAGUUGGGAUUCGACGCCGCCUUUGACCACUUGAGUCGUCUCUUCGCAGAUGGCUUGGAAGUCAUCAGUGUCCUCGACUACGUCGACUCGCAAUGCCUUUUGACGUUCGUUCUUACCUUUCAAGCCAAAAAGCCCCAGCCUUUGGUCUAUGUGAGAACACUAUUGCAGACCUUUCUCUUCAACGCCAUGGAGAUUCUGGGGUCCAUGAGCAUUCGCCAACUUCUUGACGACGACUUUUCAAUCAUUUCCAUGCCCGCAAGCCCGCUCCUGGACCGCGGCAAUGACGAGAUCGAGGUCGUGCAGGAUCCGCGUUUCGCCAUGUCGCAGCAAAUGGAGUUCUUCAGACAACGAGCAGCGCAGCCGUUCCUAGACAUACUCAGGACCGCUUGCCAGAAUAGGAGCCGGGUGCGGCGAACGCUCUGCCACACGAUCCGAGAAUGGGAGAGUCUCCAGGUCGAGGCCGAGGAGAUUGAUCAAGUAUUGCAGGUCAAGACAAAGGAGACGCCCCUGGUACAUCGACCGUCCAUGAGCGCCCCACCGGUCGAGUCGUAUGCGCUCCCGUUGUCGUCCUGGACCUACCUUUACAAGCUGCGGCAAAUGGAAUGGAUCGUGCAGCUGGGGUUCGAGCUCGAGGUUUAUCAGCCGGAUGAGCUGGGCGGGAUGUACUGGUACCUCAACUACCUUUCCAAAUCCCGCCUACAGCAUUCGGAGCGCAUCAAGGGGUUCAUCGUUCACAAGACUGAGGAGGCCCGAUCCCAGCCGGCCCCCAUGGCUGACGCCAACGCCGACGAACAGCUGCAGAGAUCCCUUGCUUACACGCGGCUGUCUCUGCUCGACGCCGCCGUGACCUGGGAGCUUGCCGACGCGCUGUGCUGCGUGUACGCCGUCUUGGGCCGCCUCGGCUUGGUCAAGCCGCCUCCCAGGCCAUACAGCAACGACGAGCUGCGGUACGACUUGCGCAUGAAGCCCUUUGUGGCCGUCGGAUUCCCGGCACUGCCCAACUUUCACCAGUUCACCGCGGGCGUGGCGCAGUCGGAGUCUACGUUGCAGGAGCUGCUGGAGUACGCAGAGAGAGCUGUGGCGGGUGCUAAGCGCGGGUUCGAGGCGCUGAGCAAAUUAUCAGCCAAGGAGUCUUUCUCCGUCGGCUCCCACGACCGAUGGGCUGCAUCGGUCAAAGGUGCCCUACGAUCGACUAUCGCCACGGGUAUCGCGGUCUCUAGCGUGCAAAAGGCGCUGUCGAAGCAGGCUGCCGAGGGUAGCCAUCUGGGGAUCAAGGCCGAGGUACCGACUCCAGACAAGGCGUAUCACGAGUGGUGGAUCGUGCCAAAGAUUGUCCCAGUGGCGCCGUGAGACACGAGCGCCGUGGAGGCUUAUUGCAUAAAUAGGUAUAAUCAAGUCCACAUUGGUCUAAG